Messenger RNA from Sipha flava (yellow sugarcane aphid), 4004 nucleotides. It is a transcript of the gene Upf1, whose product is annotated as regulator of nonsense transcripts 1. Gene Ontology annotation, biological process: nuclear-transcribed mRNA catabolic process, nonsense-mediated decay. Bases 394 to 3765 code for a protein of 1123 amino acids. Gene Ontology annotation, molecular function: RNA helicase activity; RNA binding; ATP binding. The transcript has 16 exons. The record is from RefSeq and is a predicted model, not a curated record. NCBI's taxonomy places the organism in Eukaryota, Metazoa, Arthropoda, Insecta, Hemiptera, Aphididae. Gene Ontology annotation, cellular component: cytoplasm.
AUGGCGCGUGUGCCGUCUUUUCAUUUAUUUUUUGUCUGAAUUGUGUACGUCGUCUCGCACCGCGUUAAGUUAAUAUUAUUAUUACUAUUAUUAUAAUACUAUUAUUAUUAUUAUUAUUGUUAUUAUUAUUAUAAUAUUUUAUUUUCUGUAUAUUGCGUGCGUUUUUGUCAACACAUGUGCAGUAUUACGGUUACUUAGCGCCGUACAACCGUUCGCGGACAACGUACCGUUUUUGAACUGUUUAAACCGAACCCGAUAACAUAAUAUUUUGUCGUGUGCGUGUUGUCAUUGUCACAUCUCGUUUCUUGGAGUUUAAACGUUGCGUGACGUUCUAAUUCGAGUCUGAACGUAAUUGUAUAGUUGAAUCGAAUCCGUGCAAAAAUAGUGGUCACAAUGAGUGUCGACACGUACGGACCGAGUUCGCAGACUCUAACGUUCUUGGAGACCGAAGAGGCCGACAUGAUCGGUGCGGACACCCAAGGCAGCGAGUUUGAGUUCACUGAUUUCACGUUGCCUUCGCAGAGCCAAGCUCCAAUGUCUCAAUUGGAUUCAUCGUCCUCACAUAGAAUGCAGUUGCUCAGCAAUAAAAGCGAUAAAGAUGAUACAAAUGUCAUAACUGUCACUAAAAAGAUUGGUGAACUGCAGUUUGAGGAUGAAGAAGAAGAUUCAUUUUUCACCAAGGAAUUACCAUAUUAUGCAUGCAAAUAUUGUGGUAUUCAUGAUCCUGGAUGCGUAGUUAUGUGUAAUAUAUGCAAAAAAUGGUUUUGUAAUGGACGUGGAAAUACUUCUGGAUCACAUAUAAUCAAUCAUUUGGUUCGAGCUAAGCACAAGGAAGUUACUUUACAUAAAGAUGGUCCAUUGGGUGAAACUGUAUUGGAAUGUUAUUCUUGUGGUGUUAAAAAUGUGUUCGUGCUUGGAUUCAUACCAGCUAAAGCAGACUCUGUGGUUAUAUUGCUAUGUAGACAGCCAUGUUCCACACAGAAUGCUUUAAAAGAUAUGAACUGGGAUCAAGAACAAUGGAAACCAUUGAUUGCUGAUCGUUGCUUUUUGACUUGGCUUGUGAAAGUACCAAAUGAGACUGAUCAGUUACGUUCUCGACAUGUCAGUGCUACUCAGAUUGCCAAGCUUGAAGAACUCUGGAAAGAGAAUAAUGAAGCAACAAUUAAUGAUCUUGAUAAACCUGGUGUAGAUGAAGAGCCACAAAUUGUUUUACUUAGAUACGAAGAUGGUUUUCAAUAUCAAAAUGUUUUUGGACCAUUGGUGAAAUUAGAAGCUGAUUAUGAUAAACGUUUGAAAGAAUCUCAAACUCAAGAGAACAUAACUGUCAGGUGGGAUGUUGGAUUAAACAAAAAGACUAUUGCUUAUUUUCAUUUAGCUAAAACCGAUGGUGAUAUGCGUUUGAUGCAUGGAGAUGAACUGCGUUUAAGAUUGACUGGUGAAAAUCCUUGGGCUGGAAUUGGACAUGUCAUUAAAAUACCAGACAAUUAUGGAGAAGAUGUAGGAUUGGAAUUAAAAAUCAACAAUGGUGUACCUACUGAUAUAACAUCAAAUUAUGUAGUUGAUUUUAUAUGGAAAUCUACAUCUUUUGACAGAAUGCAAUGUUCAUUGAAAAGAUUUGCUACUGACGAGUCUUCAGUAUCAUCAUACAUAUAUCAUAGGUUGUUAGGCCAUGAAUUUGAUGACCUUAUGUUUAGAUCACAUAUGCCAAAACAUUUCUCAGCACCAAAUUUGCCUGACUUAAAUAGAUCACAAGUGUAUGCUGUUAAACAUGCUGUUCAACGGCCUCUAUCAUUAAUACAAGGACCACCAGGAACUGGUAAAACUGUAACUUCUGCUACAAUUGUAUAUCAAUUGGUUAAAAUAAAUGGUGGACCGGUUUUGGUAUGUGCUCCUUCAAAUAUAGCUGUUGACCAAUUGACAGAAAAAAUUCAUAGAACCGGUUUAAAAGUGGUUCGUGUGUGCGCUAAAUCUCGUGAAGCUAUUGAUUCUCCAGUGUCAUUUUUAGCACUUCAUAAUCAAGUCCGAAAGAUGUCUUGCAAUGUUGAGCUUCAGAAAUUCCAACAGUUAAAAGAUGAAACUGGUGAAUUAUCAAUGGCUGAUGAAAAAAGAUAUCGUGCUCUUAAGAAAGCAGCUGAACGAGAAUUACUUAAAGCUGCUGAUGUUAUUUGUACCACAUGUGUUGGUGCAGGUGAUCCACGUUUAGUACGAUUUAAAUUUCAUUCCAUAUUGAUCGAUGAAAGCAUGCAAGCUACUGAACCUGAAUGUAUGGUACCAGUUGUGCUUGGUGUAAAACAGUUAAUUCUUGUUGGUGAUCAUUGUCAACUUGGACCUGUGGUAAUGUGUAAAAAAGCAGCUAGAGCUGGAUUAAGUCAAUCCCUUUUUGAGCGUCUUGUAGUGUUGGGUAUUCGUCCAUUCAGAUUGGAAGUACAGUAUAGAAUGCAUCCAGAACUAUCAAGAUUCCCUUCAAAUUUCUUCUAUGAAGGAUCAUUACAAAAUGGAGUUUGUGCUGAUGAUAGAAAAUUAAGUAAAAUUGAGUUCCCUUGGCCAGUAGCAGAUAAACCAAUGUUAUUCUAUGUGACUCAAGGACAAGAAGAAAUCGCGGGUUCAGGAACAUCAUAUUUGAACAGAACAGAAGCUGCUAAUGUUGAAAAGAUUGCUACCAGAUUUUUGAGAUGUGGUGUUAAGCCUGAUCAAAUUGGUAUCAUAACUCCUUAUGAAGGACAGAGAGCAUACUUGGUGCAAUACAUGCAAUAUCAAGCGCCUCUUCCAGCUAAAGUUUAUCAAGAAAUCGAAAUAGCUAGUGUAGAUGCAUUUCAGGGUCGUGAAAAAGAUUUGAUUAUUAUGUCUUGUGUACGUUCGAAUGAACAUCAAGGAAUCGGUUUCCUUAACGAUCCAAGACGAUUAAAUGUUGCCUUGACAAGAGCUAAAUAUGGCAUACUGAUUGUUGGAAAUCCAAAAGUUUUAUCCAAACAACAAUUAUGGAAUCAUUUAUUAAAUUACUAUAAAGCAAAUAAUGUGUUGGUAGAAGGGCCAUUAAAUAACUUAAAAGAGUCGCUUAUUCAGUUGUCUAAACCUAAACAGUUAGUGAAUACAGCAAAUCCUGGAUCUCAUUUUAUGACAACUCAUAUGUAUGAUGCCCGCGAAGCUUUGAUCCCUGGUAGUGUUUAUGAUCGUAGUAAUCAAGGAAAUGUACCGAAUGGUCAUGGUCCACCUCAAUAUUUCCCAAGACCUGGACCAGGUCCCACUGUUGGAAUGGGCUUAGAUUUGUAUACACGUAAUCAUGAUCCAUUAACAUUUAUCACACCAGACACCCGGUCUCAACCACAAAUUGGAGGAAUACCAGUUGGAAUGGUGAUGAAUAUGAAUUCAAUGGCUCCUAGGUUCUUUAACCAGCAGUCUGUUCAAAAUCGCCAAAAUGUACGUACAAACCGACUUCCAAUGACUAGUGGUCGUCUAAAGACUAAAGUAAACCAGAAGAAUCAAAAAUCAAAUGGAAUCGGUGCCUCAACUCUUAGCCAAGCAAUGACACAAGAUGUUUCUCAGCCAUAUAGUCAGAACAUGUCACAGAGUAUGUCUCAGCCUGGGUUUAGUCUUUCACAACCAGGAUUAUCUCAGCCUGACUUAUCCCAAGACAGUUAUAUGAUGGGUGAGUUCCAUUCUCAAAUGGAUGGUUUACUCUCACAAGAUUCAACAUAUCAAGGUGACCGUACUGUCACAUCAUUUUACAAUCCACCAAAUACAUUGUAUUCUCAGCAACCUUAUUGAAAAUAUUUACAAAGGACGAGUACAGCCAAUGAUCACGUGGGAGCGUCUUGUUGGUGCUGAUUUAUCAACAGAUUAUUUUUAUUAUUGAGCAUGGUUUGCGGACAUCACGAACAAUACAUGGUUCAUACUUAAAUUGUUCGGGGGGUAAAUUAACCCAAAUGGAUAAGAUGAUCAUUUACAAAUGAUUUUAUAAAUAACUAUUGUAUGUGGAGAAUACAUUUAAGAAUUAAACAACUAAA